AUGACCGUGGUGCGCAGAUUGCUAAUUCGUGCUGCGAACAACUACGAUAAAGACUUCAAAGUAGUACCAAUAAACACCAAUACGCCUGUCGAGAUCGAUUCAGACAUCGGCGUAUUUCAAGUCUAUGUUAAUACCAAGAAGUUUGAUGGCUCUAAGCCUCAUUUAGACAACAGUUUAUACGAAUUGGGUGACAAUGUUUAUCUCAAUGGCGAACCGGUAGAUGCCGACGUUACCGACGCUGACGAGCUCACCAAACUAGUCAAUUCCAAUAUGCGUAUCAAUAUCAAGUUCACACCCAAAGUGCCCAUAAAGGGCUCCGAAUUGAUCUUUGGGAACGAUUUCACAGUUCCCAUUAGGAACCAUGUGCCAACGACACUUCUAUCUACGGGACUCAAGUUCUUCCAGUGGUUCGUCAACAAGACCGUGAGAGGCGAUAUCUACGACGACGAACCUUAUCUCUACGGGCUUGCCUUGAAUAGUUUUACAUACUUGGCUGUCGAUACCGAUGGAGAACCGACACAGAGACUCUCCGGACCUGCGUCAUACUUGGCCCACAAGCCCUUGAUGGAGUUCAUCAACUACAUUGAGAAUCUCAACGACAAUCCUGACAACACGCUAAAAAUUCCUACGACUUCCAACGCCCGUCGCAAGUUCUUCCUUGACGUUGACAACUGUGAUGCGUUUGUAUUCAACGAAGGUACAACCUACAACUUACAGUUCGACACCCGAUUCCUCAAAAUGGAAGACUCGCAAUACGCCGUAAGCAUCCCUACGUUUGGAAGCAAGACAUUCGACGUCAACGUGAAUAACUACGCCAACGAGCACUUGAAUAACUUCAACUUCACUGUCAAGCAGAACGGCUACGAGGGUGUAAGAUACGGCACCUAUGGCUUGGUGAUAAAUUUCGCCUUGUUGGACGAGGAAGGACAGUAA
Messenger RNA from Scheffersomyces stipitis CBS 6054, 933 nucleotides. RefSeq lists its product as uncharacterized. The coding region runs from base 1 to 933 and encodes 310 amino acids. Lineage: Eukaryota; Fungi; Ascomycota; Pichiomycetes; Serinales; Debaryomycetaceae. The record is from RefSeq and is a predicted model, not a curated record. The transcript has a single exon.